UGCGGUAAAUCACGACUUUAUUUUCGUCUUCUUAUUUCUAAUAUUUAUUUUUCCCAUAGUUUUUCGACCGAUUGGAUGGCUAUGACCAUGUAGUUGCGCGAGUAAAAAGCAAAAGAAAGGACAAUUUAUGGAUACCCUGGAUUUUUGUCUUUUUACUACCCUUCGUUAGUCUAUUACUUAUAUACACAAUGUAUACGAAGUUAGCGCACCACACGGCCUAUUUCCACCUCGCACUGUCAAAUAUUUAUAUGACGAUCAUACAAAUGUGUAGUUUUCUGGAAAAAUUUAUCUUGUUGUACCUCCUAUUGGAACGCUUCAAACAUCUGAAUAGAAAUAUUGCGGAGAAUGUGUCGUGGGAUGAAGAGCGACGCACCGAACCAAAUGCAAUAAAAAUUUCGGAUGUAAAAAUUAUGCAUUCGAUGCUUUAUAACGCUCAUGAAACCUUCAAGGAUAUUUACAGAGUCCCUCUAUUGUUUUCGUUUACAUAUCUCAUGAUGUGCAUUGUUGCAAAUCUGAGUUACUUUCGAAAGGAAAGCAUAUUAAUAGGUUGUUCAUUCGUCCUUCCUCCGCUGAUACUAAUGUUAAUUAUGUGUACAAUUUGUCAUUUAACAGCGGAAGAGGCAAAUAACAUCGCGUGUGUUUUAAGCAAAAGUAUGACAAUGCUUGUUAAUUCGGGAAAAACUACGACUAAAAUUGCUGCCUUAACAUAUUUCUUACACAACUACGUGUCUUUCGACGCCGCAGGAUUUUUCACAAUUGACUUACCUUUAUUUCAAUCCGUUGUUGCGACAAUAACUACUUAUUUCAUAAUACUAUUUUAAUCUUUUUUUUUGCUAAAACGUUUCUAUAUCUACAUAUUUUGACACAAACAAUUGAUUGAAAUAAUAUAAUUAUUUUAAUAAAAGUUUCAUGGUGUGUCUAUAUAAUGUACAUGCAAAAGUAUGUAGUAUGUUUAAUCAGUAGCCUCUAAUAUAAAAACCGACGAAUUGAUGGUAUCGCGUUGACAUAGAUUUCGAACAAGCUUAAUGUAUGUUUCUAUUAUAUAACAAAAUCAUGACUCGUUAUCAAGUAUAUCGACGUUGACACGAGCGUUGCGUGAUUCGACGAUGUGGAACAGAAACGGUAACACACGACACGUAUCUGUAAGUAGACAAAUGACGGUUGUCACUUUUUCAUUAGCUGACAUUUCGCAAAUGGAUAAGCAACAUUAUGAAUAGGUACGUACGUGAUUCGGCGAUUAUCAUGGUCUCCGGUACUUUGUCACGAUCUUAAUGUUCGUUUUAUCAAACCGAUUGCAUCGGGAAGUUAUAUGUGCGUAACGGCAAAACGCGAUUUGGCAAAAGUAUAAAAAAAGAGAAAAAUUGAAGUUGACAAUGUCUAAAAUUCAGUCGCUUGGCGCGCACUGAGAAAAAAGUCUUUGAAAAUUUAUUCGUGGUAUAUAAUGUUUAUUCCAUUGAAAUAAACAUUAUAUGCCACGAAUAAAUUUUCAAAGAUUAUUUUCUCAAUGUGAUGGCGAUUGUGCGGUUAUUAUACAAAU
Vollenhovia emeryi is the source of this 1537-nucleotide messenger RNA. RefSeq lists its product as uncharacterized. Gene Ontology annotation, cellular component: axon; dendrite; membrane. Bases 189 to 821 code for a protein of 210 amino acids. Gene Ontology annotation, biological process: sensory perception of taste. The transcript is spliced from 4 exons. Lineage: Eukaryota; Metazoa; Arthropoda; Insecta; Hymenoptera; Formicidae. The record is from RefSeq and is a predicted model, not a curated record.